AUGCCAUCGGCGAACGGCGCGUUGUCGAAGCUUUUGUGCUCAUGCUAUCAUCCGAAACAAGACGCUCGGCUUACCGAGAAUGAAACAGCUGAUCGUUAUGAAGUUACCGAGAAAGAUCAUUCGGAUCAUGAAGAGCCAAAAGAAAAGCCGAGACGAGAGAGUACAGCGAAAGUGGAGAAUCGCGACAAUGAAGACGAAAAGAGGAGCGAAAAAGUGAAGAACAAAACGAACGCAAUGGAACAAGAGGUGACUACACCUAUUGAUGAAGAGAUCGCGGAAGAUCAGGUAUGUAAUCGAUCGAUAUAUUGA
This is a messenger RNA of Strongylus vulgaris, 309 nucleotides long. The record is from the annotation of a GenBank genome assembly. NCBI's taxonomy places the organism in Eukaryota, Metazoa, Nematoda, Chromadorea, Rhabditida, Strongylidae.